Molecule: messenger RNA, 3449 nt
Organism: Chara braunii
Lineage: Eukaryota; Viridiplantae; Streptophyta; Charophyceae; Charales; Characeae
Source: the annotation of a GenBank genome assembly
AGUUGGCAGGGUCCUUGUCAGGAUUCUAUAAGUCCUUAGACUGAGUCAGUAGGUUUGUCAGUCAGGGGUCAGAGUCGACGUGGUGAGGUUUGGAACCACUAACCCGGUUGUACACUUAUCACCAUGGUUGAGACCCGUAGUGGGUUAGACACUAGCCCCUACAGCAAGGACCAGCAAGAAAAGAUGGCCGCCUUAGUGAGAGAAAACAGAGAGAGGAAAGAGCGCGAGAAGCAGGCAAAGCUAAAGGCUAUUGCAGACGAGCAGGCGGCAAAGAUGAAGGAAAUAGAGGAGGAGAUGGAGAAAAAGAAGAAGGCUGCUGAAGAAGAAGCGGCAGCAGAAGAGGAAAAAGAGAGAAUGAGGAUUGAGAAUGGAGAAGGCAGCAGUGGUGGCACGAUAAAGAGGGAUACAAAUGUUGAGCUUGAGAAGAAGAUAAGCGAGUCGGUCACUAAUUUAUCGUUGGGAGAGGACGAGGAGGCGGAAUCUUAUGUGACUCAGGAUGAGAGGGCUGCGCUAGCCAGUGAGCUAGCAGCAAUGACGGAUCCAAUGGAAUGGCGAGAAAGGGAGGAGGAGCAGAAAUUGGCGUGGAAGCUGAGGAUGAAGAGGGAGAAGAAGAGGAGGAGAGAGGAAGUGAGCAAACUGACCGCAGAGGUGGUAAGGGUGCAAGAAUGUAGAAAGGAAGUGUUGGCCCAACAUGAUGACAAGGCCAAGUGGGACAAGGUGUUGGGUUACCUGGAAGUGUUGAACAAGGCCUGGAUGGAGGAGCGCCAGGCUAGUUGGAGCCAGGAUGUAGCCUUGAGUGACAUGCGGUCAGGGUUUAGGGAGUUUUCGCGCGAGAUUGUCGCCCACAUUGGGGGCGAAGUAAAGCAAUUGAGGGACAACGUAGGGAAGUUCUGUGAAGGCGCCAUUGAAGGUGCAAAAGCCAUAGCCGCUGUAGAUGGCGAGGCUAGACCCCGUAAGGAACCAGUUAAACUUAAGUUCCCAGAUGCGUACGGGGGAAAGAAGGAGGAAAACUUUGACAACUGGGAAGCCAGUGUCAACAGUUAUAUAUACCAACAUCACAUUCUGAGUGAGGAGCAAGUCCUCGUGGCCUUCCAGGCCCUUAAGGAUGAGGCGGCUAGUUUUGCCAGGUCCCUUGCGCGCGCAGCCGGUUGUGAAAACAACCUGGUUGCUUAUUCAAGAGUCACCCCCCUGCCUCAAUUCUUCAAGCUCCUGAAGGAGCGAUUCGCAGACCCAACGAGAGGCGUUCGCGCCUCUGAUAAGCUACAAACGAUCCACUCGCGACAGUGGAGGAGUGCAAGAGUGCUCAAGGGUACCAUGGACGACUUGGUAGCCGUCCCAGACCAUGGGGUCACUAAGACCCAAUUGGUCGAGUUAUUUUAUCGUGCCAUGCCAGAGACCCUACGGGGGCAUUUCUUUGACAAGUCUCAACAGGCCGGCAUCACAUAUGAUGCAUUGAGUAGAGAAGUCAUCCUGUAUGAGUCGAAGUCCAUGCCAGUGACCGCUUUCUGGCACAAGGACUUAGGUAAAGGAAAGCAGUGGAAGGGUCGUACCAUCUCAGGCCAGGUGAGGGCCAAGGAUCACAUGAUCCUUACGUUAGAGGAAGGUGGUACUGACGAGGUCCCAUACAGUCAGAUUGAGUGGGGCCUAGAGGAGGACAGUAGUGUGGGAUACGCGGCUGGAGGGAGGCCGCAAGGUAGAGGAGGAGGUCAGGGCCAAAGGGGCCAGGCCAUGGGAGGCCAAGGACCGGGCGCACAGGGGGUUGGCGGCCAAGGAAACCGCCAACUGGGAGAUCCAACCAUAGCCAAGCUGCAGGAGGAGUUCAAAGACUUAACUGAGUCGCCGACAGGAGUGGUGCCGCGACCCAUCCAGCACAUGAUAAAGAUAAAGCUUGACAGUAGAACUCCUAAGGGUCCAGUUUACAGGAUGUCUCCUAGAGAGUUAGAGGAGUUGCGCAAGCAGUUAGACGAGCUCCUCGAGAAAGGUUGGAUCAGGCCCAGUUCGCCUCCUUUUGGAGCACCUGUCUUGUUUGUCCCGAAGAAGGAAGGACAACUAAGAAUAUGUAUAGACUAUAGGGGUUUGAAUGCAAUUACCAUGAAGAAUGUUGAGCCACUGCCUAGGAUAGACGAUCUUUUAGAUCGGGUGCAGGGUUAUAAGUAUUUCUCCAAGAUAGAUUUGAAGUCCGAUUAUCAUCAGAUAGAGGUCCAUCCUGAUGACCAGUACAAGACUGCGUUCCGGACUCGUUAUGGGCACUAUGAGUUCAUAGUGAUGCCCUUUGGACUGACCAACGCGCCAGCCACAUUUCAGCGUUGUAUGAACGAUCUGUUCAGACCAUGGUUAGACAAGUUUGUAGUAGUCUAUUUAGAUGAUAUAUUAGUUUUCAGUAGGACCCUCCAGGAGCACCAGGGUCAUCUGAGGCAGCUCUUGGAGAAGCUACGAGAGGCUAACUUCAAGAUCAACGCAAAGAAAUGCGAGUGGGCCAAGACACAAGUCCUGUACUUGGGCCACGUGUUGGAUGGAGAUGGCAUUAAGCCAGAGGACAAUCCGUCUUUGCCAUUUGUCGUCACCACGGACGCGAGUCAGUAUGGAAUAGGCGCCGUGUUGCAGCAAGAUGACGACAAUUGUUAUAGACCCGCAGAGUUCAUGUCAGCGAGGAUGCCCUCAGAGAAGGUAGUCACCUUGACGUAUGAGAGGGAACUCUACACUCUCAGGCAUGCUUUAGAGCACUGGAAGCAUUAUCUGCUUGGGAGGCACUUCAAGGUAUACUCAGACCACGAAACUCUUAGAUGGUUAAAGACCCAGGCCAAGAUGACACCUAAGUUGACUAGGUGGGCCGCGGAGAUAGACCAAUAUGACUUUGAGCUUAAGCCAAUGAAGGGCAAGUACAACAUAGUUGUGGAUGCUCUAAGUAGAAGAUCAGACUACUUUGGAGCUAUAGUACACCAUCUGGAUAUAGGGAGAGACCUGCAGGAGAAAGUGAAGCAAGCGUAUGCGUAGGACCCUAUCUAUAGCAACCUCCUAAAGAGAGUUAGGGAGGCCCCAGAGACUGAGCCAGAUUACCGCGCUACAGAUGGGUUGUUGUUUGAGAACACUAAUGUGUUUGACCGCCUGUGCGUUCCCAAUAGCGAGGAGAUCCGCAGCCUGAUUUUAGGGGAAUGUCACGACAAAGAGGGGCACUUCGGUUGGCAGAAGACAUUAGCCAAUCUGAUGCGUGCGUACACCUGGCCAGGGAUGAAGAAUGACUGCAUAGAGUAUGCCCGCAGUUGUAAAGUGUGCCAGAGGAACAAGUCUACUACACGUGCGCCCCUAGGUCUUCUCAGACCCUUGCCUAUUCCGGAUCAGCCGGGAGGCUCAGUGUCCAUAGACUUUAUGGACACCCAAGUCAAGAGUAGGCAUGGCAAAAGCCAGGUCAUGGUCAUAGUUGACCGUUUUAGUAAAUAUGCAGUUUUUGU